GCCAUAGUCUCUCACUCUAUUCGUUAGUUAUACGCUAUACGCACCUCAUUCUCUGUGUCUCGCUCGCAGACACGAAACCCUAAUUUAUAUCCUCCCCAUCCAAAUCACCCCCCCUUCGCCGUCCGUCGACCCUAACCCGCCAUCAUCCACCGAAUCUUCCCAAAGGGAGGGAGAUUUUGGAGUGAUGAAGAUGAGAAAGCAAAAGGUUGUUGCAGAGGUUGUUGAUGUUGGUCAAGAUUUGGAGUCUGUGAUUCAUGAGCAUGCCAGUUUUUUCGACAAAUUGGUUGAACUUAUUCCAGCUAAGUUUUAUCUGCCAACUGAUGAUGAGAAACCGUGGUUUCAGGGUCUCAACAAGAAACAGAAAGAAAAGGCAAAGAAAAAAACUAUACAGAAUAUCAAGAAGUCUAAGGUGCAGCGUUUAGACCCUGAGAAGCCUGUAACCACGCUUGAACUUCUCAAGAAGAGUUUGGGAAAAGAAAAAGCGAAUGAAGGUGAGGAAGAAGAGGACGUGGUUAAGCCUUUUGUGUCGGAGUUGGACGGAGAUGAUCGGUCUGUGACCUAUGAAGAGCUUCGCCAAAGGCUUCAUCGCAAGCUUGAAGGGUUUCGGUCGACUCGUAACUGUGCAGAUCCGGAAAAGGCGGCUAAGAAGAGGGAAGAUAGGGACACCAAGAGAGGAUAUCAUUAUCAGGAUAAUAAACGCAAGAGGGAUGAUGCGACCGAUGAAAGUAAGCCUGCACCUGAUGAGAAGCUACAAGAGAAGGUGAAGAAGGAUGCCGCAGAGGCUUCGAAGCAGCUUGUGUUUGGUCACGUUAAACUUCAGGAUGAGGAAAUGCUAGGUAAGAAGAGAAAAAUUUCAAAGCACAAGGAACUUGAAAGGGCUAAGAAGUUGGAGGAACUGAAGAAGAAUGAUCCUGAGAAGGGUGAAGCUAUUGCUAAAAAGGAAGCAUGGAAAGCAGCAAUGGACAGAGCUUCAGGAAUUAAGGUCCAUGAUGAUCCCAAACUGAUAAAGAAAAGCAUACAUAAGGUGAAGAAGCAGCAAGAAAAAAAUGCAGAGAAAUGGGAAGAGAGAGUUCAAUCAAGGGAUCAGUUGAAGGCAGAGAAGCAAAAGAAAAGGUCAGAUAAUAUAGCUGAGAGGAUUAAUGAUAAGAAAAUGAGGAAGAUUGCAAAGAGAGAGAAAAAGCUAUUACGGCCGGGCUUUGAAGGUCGCAAGGAAGGUUUUAUUAAUAGCAGUUCUGGCUAACACUGCUACAAAGAUUAUUGAUUUGUACCUCUUUGCAUUGUUAUCAGAGGCAAAAAAACAUCCAUCAAUUUCAACGUGUGGCUUAGUAGAUUUCUUUAAAUUUUACAAAUUUUGUUUACUAUUAUUAACCCAUGUUAUAUUUUGGCAAUUACUUGUCCCUUUUUUUAACUAUGUCCAUUUAUCACUAGAAUACAGGCAUUUUGGUCAAUGAUAGUUGUGAAUUACAUAUUGUUGGUUUGCAUCAUAUCAUCAUGGCAGAUUUACCAGUUCAUUACCAUUA
Messenger RNA from Medicago truncatula (barrel medic), 1520 nucleotides. Its product is annotated as surfeit locus protein 6. Gene Ontology annotation, molecular function: DNA binding; RNA binding. NCBI's taxonomy places the organism in Eukaryota, Viridiplantae, Streptophyta, Magnoliopsida, Fabales, Fabaceae. The coding region runs from base 185 to 1240 and encodes 351 amino acids. Gene Ontology annotation, cellular component: nucleolus. The record is from RefSeq and is a predicted model, not a curated record. The transcript is spliced from 2 exons. Gene Ontology annotation, biological process: ribosomal small subunit biogenesis; ribosomal large subunit biogenesis.